Messenger RNA from Monoraphidium neglectum, 675 nucleotides. RefSeq lists its product as hypothetical. Bases 1 to 675 code for a protein of 224 amino acids. NCBI's taxonomy places the organism in Eukaryota, Viridiplantae, Chlorophyta, Chlorophyceae, Sphaeropleales, Selenastraceae. The record is from RefSeq and is a predicted model, not a curated record. The transcript is spliced from 4 exons.
AUGGUGGCCAUCGCAGGCUGCCAGCUGCCGCGCCUCUGCCCCGGCGCACCAGACCAAGGAUACGCGCAGCAGCGCCUGGAGGAGGCCCGCCGCGACCUGCUCGAGUUUGCGGCCGCCACAGUCAUCGCCUGCGGCCACGCCGGCGCGCCCAGCCCCAUCAGCGCGGUCGCGCUCACGCCGCUCGACGACCGGGGGCCCGCGACGCCGCGGGCCGACAAGGCGCACUGGGCCCACGCGGUGGAGCAGCUCGUCCUUGAGCCUCAUCAGGAGGAGCGGCUGAUGGCUGUGCUCGAGCUGUCGCGCGCUCGCGCGACGCGCGCCGCCAAGGAGCGCGAGGCGCUGCUGCGGCUGUGCGCCGAGCGCGCGGGCGACGCGGCGGCGCAGGAGGAGCUGGUGGAGGAGGUGGGGCGCGUGCAGCGCUGCUACGCCGCGGGCAACGCCGCGUGCCUGCUGGCGCUGUACGGCUCCGUCUUCACGGCCCAGCAGCUGGCGGCGUUUGCGGUUGGCAGCUGGCCGUACGCCGUGAGCCAGACCGCGCUUCUGGACGUCCUGUUGGAGCGCCGGCAGCAGGCCUCAGGGGGGCAGGAGCGUCCUGGCGGCGCGCAUGCGGCGCCGGCCGCGACGGGCUCCGACACGACGGGCACGAGGGGCGCGCUGGCUGGUGGCAAGCACUGA